AUGAAUUCUGGUGAAGUGAAUUGUAGUGAAAUAAAGUGUAGUGAAAUGAAUUCUGGUGAAGUGAAGUGUAGUGAGAUGAAGUGUAGUGAAGUGAAGUGUAGUGAGAUGAAGUGUAGUGAAAUGAAGUGUAGUGAGAUGAAGUGUAGUGAAAUGAAGUGUAGUGAAUUGAAUUGUGGUGAAGUGAAGUGUAGUGAAAUGAAGUGUAGUGAAUUGAAUUGUGGUGAAGUGAAGUGUAGUGAGAUGAAGUGUAGUGAAGUGAAGUGUAGUGAGAUGAAGUGUAGUGAAAUGAAGUGUAGUGAGAUGAAGUGUAGUGAAAUGAAGUGUAGUGAAUUGAAUUGUGGUGAAGUGAAGUGUAGUGAAAUGAAGUGUAGUGAAUUGAAUUCUGGUGAAGUGAAGUGUAGUGAGAUGAAGUGUAGUGAAGUGAAGUGUAGUGAGAUGAAGUGUAGUGAAAUGAAGUGUAGUGAGAUGAAGUGUAGUGAAAUGAAGUGUAGUGAAUUGAAUUGUAGUGACAUGAAGUGUAGUGAAAUGAAGUGUAGUGAAAUGAAUUCUGGUGAAGUGAAUUGUAGUGAAAUAAAGUGUAGUGAAAUGAAUUCUGGUGAAGUGAAGUGUAGUGAGAUGAAGUGUAGUGAAGUGAAGUGUAGUGAGAUGAAGUGUAGUGAAAUGAAGUGUAGUGAGAUGAAGUGUAGUGAAAUGAAGUGUAGUGAAUUGAAUUGUGGUGAAGUGAAGUGUAGUGAAAUGAAGUGUAGUGAAUUGAAUUGUGGUGAAGUGAAGUGUAGUGAAAUGAAGUGUAGUGAGAUGAAAUGUAGUGAAAUGAAGUGUAGUGAGAUGAAGGUACUUGGAUAUAAUGUAGUAGGAUAA
Molecule: messenger RNA, 858 nt
Organism: Biomphalaria glabrata
Lineage: Eukaryota; Metazoa; Mollusca; Gastropoda; Planorbidae
Product: keratin-associated protein 10-9-like
Exons: 1
Coding region: 1-858 (285 amino acids)
Source: RefSeq, a predicted model, not a curated record